AUGGAGAGAGUUCAGUUGUUCUACGAGAGGACGUUCUGGUGUAACCUCGAUGUGUUCAAGUGCUUCCAGGCUGCCAUCGCCAUCGCAAAGCGAGGCUUCAAUGUGGAUCGAUGCUUUACUGGCAUCUCCCCAGGCGGCGUGGGACAAAGUCUGUAUUCACAUCACCUGUCCGAGAUGUAUAAGCAUAACCACAGUUACUUCGACCCGAACAUUUGGCAUCUCGACGAAGAACUGCGAAAGCAGGUCGAGUCAUUCGCCAAAUGCUUUAUCCUCACAGGUCAAGAAGCACCCGAGACAAGUAGAAAGCUCCACAUUGAUCUAUACAAGAAAAUGAUGUCGGGAGAUGGAAUUAUGGCACGAAAGCCAUAUGGCUAUAGUACCCGGAUGUUCCAGACGAUCGGCUGGACGCGGUUGGAAGUCAAUAAGAUGAUGGCCUUUCUUGGCGUGACGAACGCCAACUUCAACUCGAUGCUUCGCCGUGCAUUUGUUUGGAAAGCCAAGGCCCGCUUCGUCCAUGAGAAGUUUCUCAGGAACUACAAGGACCAUGAGAAAGACGGCGUUUUCGCGGCUGACCCUAGCCUGUGCAAGUUCCUUUCCUCCUCCCAGGCAUCCAUCGCGGGGCUGAAGUUACAGUGCGCGUUCGAAGUCGACCGUAACAAGGAUGACUGCUACCAGCUCAUCGAAGACUAUUGCAACGGAGGUGAUGGUCACUUGACGGAGGACGUCAUGAGAGAGGCCUGUGGUCUGCCUAUGCGAGUUCAUCAAUUACAAGAGCAAGACGACGUGGGCAAUCUCCUCGCAGCUGGACAGGAAAGUGCCGAUGAGCGAGAAGAAAAGGACAGCGAAUGGGUAAACCUCCGGAACCAUCUCGCGAUGCACAUGCUGGACAAGGAUAUGGAGCUCAUGACCUGGUACGAGUUCAAGAAGGUCGCCUGCAAGCCUGGUGAGCACCCGAAUCUGUCGAAAGCAGAGAUGUGGGAACAGUUAAAGGAAAAGGGUGUAGUCCGCACCGCACUUGUACGGCAGAAGAGCAGCAAGGAGAAGCCUGGUGCGUACAUCCCCAUGAUGACCUUCUCAAAGCAACAUUGCGACAUCUGCCCACAACGUUCAUUGGACACCAUUCACAUGCAAUUCGACGAGGAGGUCGACAUUGGUCUGGCUAGAAAGUAUGCAUACGGUUGUCGAGGCCGCAGCAUGAACAUUGACACCAUGAAGGCAUUCUACAAGUCAAUGCUUCCCGUUGCCAAGAAAGGCCGUCGUACCGCGGAACAGGAAGAUGUCAUGCAGACCUACCACAAUCACCUCCGAAAGCUGGAGGAUCAUGAGAAAGCUCUCACCAAGCUCUUGACCACCCGGCAGGGAAGACGGUUGCGUGCAAAGAGAUCCGUGGAGGGCGACGAUCCUGUGUCACCACAACAUGGGUUGCCGGAUGGCCGGGAGUAUGUGUCCUUGAAGCACAGUCGAACCACAUCAUAUGGCUACUCGGAGAAACAGCCGUACACCGUGCGAGCUAGGCGUUACGCUACCACCGAUGGAGUCCAAUCUAUGUCACGCCGACUACAACUUCACGUCGUAGACGGCCACACCAUUGACUUGGACAUCCAGAAUUGUUGCCUUACGUUGUUGCAGCAGAUUCUCGCUCAGACUGCUCCUCAGCCGGCCAUGCCCGAUGAUCUUGCUCAACUUCUGGACCGUCUUGCGAAAGAUCGGACAGGAGUCCUACAGCAACUCGGUCUUAACAUAGUGGAGGGCAAGGAAGUGAUCAACACCGUCCUGAACGGCGGCAGUCCGCCGACAUCGUUAAAGGGCAAUGCAGUCGUGAAAGGUAUCCAAAAGAUUUCCCUGUACGUCAGAUGGGUAGCCUGCAAUCUCCUUCAUGCUGAUUACAUGUCACUCGCCGAGCAGAAGCAAAAAACUUUCCCAUCGUCCGCCAUUCUAUCUCUCUUGUGGACGUCCGUGGAAGACAGGAUACUACAAAACUGGACCGAUCACAUUUUGAGUCAUACCAACCAGCCCAAGCACUUGUCCCUCCACUUCGAUGGGGGCCGAAUAUCUGCGGAUCAUGUUGGAGCUUUGCAGGAUGAUUUCAUCAGGGAGUGCGAGAAUGCGAUCUACAAGAGGACUGGUUUCCUGGUCAAGAUUGUGUCGAAGAAACAUUUCACUUUCAUGGACCUGGUGAAGAAUAGAAGCACGCAUGGCAAUGCACUCACAAAUGUUCCCGACAUUAUGUUCCAGCCGGGCAACUGCAUACCGUGUGCGUUGUGGCAUGUGGUUCCGCUUUCGCGAACAGCAAUCGUCGCAGCUGUGUCCAACACUUCAUUGCCUAAGAAUGUGGAGGCCAAGAGUGUUGGAUACAGAGACUAUCGGUCUGUCGCAGCCAUGUGUUCCGUGGAUUUGAGCAGCUGUCUGGGCAUGCCAAGUGCACAUGUGAAAGCCUUCAUGAUACACUACGAAGGCCACGGUCUGCCACAUAGCAUCGCCGUCCGGGUGAGUGCCUCUGGGAAGGACGUGACCAUCAUCGACGGAGCGACAGUCUACAAAUUGGACAUGGCGACUCUACACGAAAUACACUGUGCGGCAGUCGAUCACUCCACCAUUGUGUCCUACUGGAAGAAGGAUCCCCAGGACAAAAAGGACGACAAGUCGGCCACGCUGUUGGACAUGGUGGCGGGAGCGAGAGAUGUCGCUGAAGAUCUGGACGAGGAUUCUUCACAAGAUGUCUCUGAGGUUCGUGCCGUGGAGAUGCCCAACACACUAUCCUUCGACGAAGACAAUGUUCCUGUCUUCAACGACAACAUCCUAGAAUCAUUGAAGAAUGAAACCAGCGACAUCCUCAAUGAUCUACAAAAGAAAUCGAUGAGAUCCGAAGGAAGACGACAUUGCCCGCCAUGUCCUUUCAGGUCGUUCACACAGCUCCGGCUGCUGCGGACCCACAUUGCAAAGCACCACACCAAGAAGAACCAGUAUGUAUGUUCUGGAACAAAGCAAAUUAAGGUCACACUGGCUAUCUACGACCACGCUGCAUCAUCGCAGAGAGUGGCUGUCAAUCUACUGCAAGAAAGUGCUAUGAUCAUCCGACAGACGGUGCAGCCGCCUUUGCAUAACAGCCACAACAGCAUUGACAAGCAGAUCAGACUCGUCUUUGACGCGGCUGGGCCCAAGUAUGUGAACGUAUCCAGCAUUGGCAGCGAUCUGCAAGUCCGGACCGUUUCCACUCGAUGCCACAUGGCAGCUCUUGAAUCUGGUAUUGUCCUAUCCAGCCUCUUUCCCCGUCGUUCCCCUCAUUGGAUGCCUAUGUUGGAGGACAUUGUCACGGCACCGAUUUUCCUCAAAAAGAUGGAGGAUAUGAACAAAGUCCUGCUGGAGCAAGAUGAGUGGCACUACAUAAGCAUGGACGCCACCCUCAAAUUAUGCAUGAAGUUAAUGGGUCAAGCUUCAUAUCGCUCUCCAAAGUCAGUUCGCAAUGAGGCGCCAUUUGGGAAUGACGUAGCAUGGAGAAGACUCCUGACCGUCAGAGGUCGAACUGGUGCGGUCCUGCUUUUGCAUCCUCUCCAGAGUGAGUCUGCGGAUCAAGUCGUCGAUGCCAUGGCGCAAAAUUUCUCGACAGAGCAACUUGGGGCAAAGCUGUUCAAUGAGUUGAAGACAAUAUGUCCAUCCAUGAGAUCACUUGUUCUGGAUCCAAUCCAUUUGGCUAUUGUCUAUGAAUAUGGCUUUUGGAACAAACGCAGCCCGGGAUCCAAACAACUUCGUCGGAUUCUUCAGAAGUGCAUUUCGAUUGAUGCUGACUUAGGGCAUGAUGCAUGGGGAACUUUCUACGACGGCACGAAUGCCCGCCCGCUGACUGAGGAGGAGAUGAAGUACCGAGAGAUGAUAUCAGGUUCAUUUAUGGACUCCAGGGAAUGUAAUGGCAUGCUGGACAACUUGGAUACGAACGUUCCAUUCGGUACUCGGUUGGAGUUCAUCCAGUGCCGUGCUGCUUUGUGUCGAAGAUACCCGGCAGAGGUUAAUAGGAAGAUCGCCGGUGCUAACAAGCAGAUUAGUAAAAUUCUUUGGUCGGCUUGUGCACCCGAUCGUUUGGAGUGGCUAAUGAACAACCUACGAGUCCGACAUGCUUUGCCGUCGUCCUACCAAUGGUUCCUCCCAAGUGGAACAUCUAGCAACGAGGCCUUGCAUGCUGAGAUAAACUCAUGGUCUCGAAGCACCAACGUGAUUCACCGUUCUACUCUUGGAAUGAAGUUGAAGUAUUUCAGUUACAUCAAAUUGCUAUUGCACUACCUGUCAGUGCGAUACCCUUUAUCACACACAGUCAGUGCAAGCAUGCUUCUAAGCAGAUCGCUGCACCGAUCUCUGUGGAGCGAAGACGACUGGAACGUGUGGUGUGCCGAACAGUCAUCGCUCACAGUUCCUAAGAAGGCUACAUUGCCCUUGUCGACAGCUAGACAGCUUGAAGCUCGUCUAGUUCGUCAGCACGUCUCGAAAAGGCCUGCUUCAAAGAAGCAAGGCAAUGCGAGCAAGAAGAGACGUGUGACCCCUUUGUCGGUUAAGAGGAUUCACACACUGCGAAGUGCAGGUGUGAAGGCCGGCACCAAAACAAUGACCUAUGCAGCGGAGUGGAUCGAUGGUGUAGAGCCAGAGCAACAAAUCCCGCGUGUGUUAUUCAUGUGCUGGCAGGACACCUCACAUCUGGCUGCCAGUGAUGUCGCGUCCUGA
Molecule: messenger RNA, 4710 nt
Organism: Symbiodinium sp. CCMP2592
Lineage: Eukaryota; Dinophyceae; Suessiales; Symbiodiniaceae
Source: the annotation of a GenBank genome assembly